AUGGCCGGUGAAGAUGACGUGGUGUCCCCUCCCCACACCACGAUGGUUCAUGCGUAUCACCCGGCCCUCAAUGCCACAAAUGUCAAAGCCUUGAUCCCCCUUGUUCUUGAUGUAGACAACGUGCAAUAUACUCCUUGGGCGACCUUGUUUCGUAAUACUGCAAAGGUUUACAUGGUUUUGGAUCAUAUCGAUCCGAACGUCAAGAAACCAAAGGACAUGGAUGAUGAUUUGUGGGAACGUUUGGACGCCAUUGUGCUGCAAUGGUUGUAUGGUACUAUUUCAAAGGAACUCUUGCUCAAGGUUUUGGAUGAUAAGGCGUCUGCCCUAGACAUUUGGAAUCGGCUCAAGAAAAUUUUCCGUGACAAUAGAGGGACACGAGUGGUCUUGCUGGAAAAUCAAUUCGGUGCCAUUAAAAUGUCAAAUUAUCCAUCUCUUGAGGAGUACUGUCAGGCCCUAAAGACAGUUGCUGACCAACUCGCCGCCCUCGACCACCCUGUUUCGGAGGAGCGUCUUGUUCUUCAAUUGGUGGGAAAGCUGGAUGCGGAUUAUCGGACUAUUGGCACAAUUAUUCGUCAAACGAAUCCCCUUCCUUCAUUUGACGAGGCAUGCUCUACGUUGGAUCUUGAUCGUCUCGGCCGCCUUACCGAGAAAGAGGACGACGGUGCGUCAACAGCCCUGCUGGUCUCGGGAAACACCCAACACAACUCCGCCUCUGUGCCACAGCCGCCGUCGACCAAUGGUGGGGGCAGUGGUGGUCGUGCUGGUAGUGGAAAAACAGGCGGUGGGAAGAACUACAAAGGGAAGAAACACAACUCUCGUGGUUCUGGUUCAGGGAGUUCGGGUUCGAACUCAGGUGGGCAGGCCCGCGGUUCCCAACAACAACAGACCCAGCAACCUGUGUUUAUGAAUCCAUGGGCUAACUUUUGGGCCCAACAGUUCAUGUGUCCCCCUUGCCCAUAUCCUUCUCAGCCAUGGAGAAACAAUGCUAACCCCCAAUAA
Messenger RNA from Spinacia oleracea (spinach), 999 nucleotides. RefSeq lists its product as uncharacterized. Lineage: Eukaryota; Viridiplantae; Streptophyta; Magnoliopsida; Caryophyllales; Amaranthaceae. The transcript has a single exon. The record is from RefSeq and is a predicted model, not a curated record. Bases 1 to 999 code for a protein of 332 amino acids.